Messenger RNA from Anthonomus grandis grandis, 3386 nucleotides. Its product is annotated as RUN and FYVE domain-containing protein 2. The record is from RefSeq and is a predicted model, not a curated record. The transcript is spliced from 9 exons. Gene Ontology annotation, molecular function: metal ion binding. Gene Ontology annotation, cellular component: cytoplasm. The coding region runs from base 81 to 1790 and encodes 569 amino acids. Lineage: Eukaryota; Metazoa; Arthropoda; Insecta; Coleoptera; Curculionidae.
UUCCGCCAGUAUGAUUACACUUUCCUGCGAAUUUGAAUAAUUUCUUGAAUCAGCGUGCAAAACUAAACGUUUUAAAAACAAUGAAAGUGCAAGAACUACCGGAAAAUGGUUGCGCGAAUGUCGAACAAGAGAUGGCCGGUGCCCAGGACACCAUUUACCUGUGCAACUUCCGGGUGUCCGUCGAUGGCGAAUGGUUGUGCCUGAAGGAAUUGCAAGACAUUGAAUUUAAUAUGCAGGAUUCCAUUAAUAGUAAAAUUAUGUCGCCACCCACACCAGAACCUAUGUCCCUCUUUGGCCGUGAUCCAGUAGUAAUUGAACGAAGUAACCUUGUAAACAUUAGCAAACUAGUUGUUAAAGAACUAAUCGAGCAAUCCUUAAAAUAUGGCCGAAUGCUUGACUCAGACCACAUGCCCCUUCAACACUUUUUUAUUGUCUUGGAACAUGUCUUGCGGCAUGGAUUAAAACCUAAAAAGGGGCUACUUGGACCGAAAAAAGAACUAUGGGACAUCUUGCAGCAGGUUGAAAAAUACGCACCGGAAGCUCAAGAUAUUACAUCUAGUGUUAAGAAUCUCCCUACAGUUCGAACUCAUAUGGGCCGAGCACGUGCAUGGCUCCGAAUAGCUCUUAUGCAAAAGAAACUUGCUGACUACCUAAAAGUUCUCAUCGAUCACAAAGACGAAGCUUUAGUAGAAUAUUUUGAGCCAGACGCUUUAAUGUUAAGCGACGAAGCUAUCGUCAUCAUAGGGUUGUUGGUUGGCUUAAAUGUCAUUGAUUGUAAUCUGUGUGUUAAAGAAGAAGACUUGGAUUGUCCUCAAGGCGUGAUAGAUUUCUCUCUUUAUCUCCGUUCUCCAAACCAUAUUUCAGCCGAAUCCAAUAACGAUGAACAAGGUGAUAAUAUGGUAACCGUUUUGGACCAGAAAAAUUACAUUGAGGAACUAAACAGGCAUUUAAAUGCAACAGUGGCAAACUUACAGACUAAAGUGGAAAGCCUGACCACCACCAAUGCUCUCAUGAAAGAAGAUUUGGCUAUUGCCAAAAAUAAUCUUAUGGCCCUCUAUGAGGAAAAUCGUCAGCUAAGGGCUGAGUGCGGUAAAGAUCCCGGAGGUUAUGUUAUGAGCCUAAGUGGGGUUAAUAUUAUAACAACUAAUGAUAGAGAAGGGAGAGUUCCCACUGGAGAACUUGAAGAACUGAAGCAAAGACUGGAGGAAGAACGUAGAUUAAGGCAGGAAGCUGAUCAUGAAUUGGAGCUACAAAUUUGUCUAAAAGCAGAGAUGGAAGUUGCCAUGAAACUACUGGAGAAAGAUAUUCACGAGAAGCAGGACACAAUUAUUUCUCUUAGGAGGCAAUUGGACGAUAUAAAACUGAUUAAUUUGGAAAUGUAUAAAAAGCUUCAGGAAUGUGAAAUGGAGUUGACCCAAAAAGGCGAAAUGGUCAGUCGUCUACAAGCCAAGGCCGGCCAAAUCGGCAAGAUCCUUAAUAAUCUCGAAAAAUAUAAUCAUUUGCUAAAAGACGAGAAGAAAUCGGGCGACAAACGUACCGAGAAACGACAAUGCACUAAAAACGAUAUUAGAGAACACGCCCUCAAAAAGCUGAAUAUUAAUUUGAGCAAGGACAUUACUAAUAAAGAUCUGAAGGGUGGCGGUGGGUCGUCUAAAGAAGAAAUAUCUCCUAAGCCGGAUUCGAGUAAGGAAGUUGAAAAAUCUACGGAAGAAACGGGUAGACUCUCCUCGGACUCUACGGAUUCCUUUGUUAAGUUGGAUUUAGAGUCCGAAGAGAAAAAUGAAGCUUAGGAGGUGUUCAUUCUCGAGGCGUUCGGCGUGCUUGUUUUGUCGUUGGGAACCUUGUUAGUAUUUUUGCUGUUUGUUCAUCUUCUGUGUUGCCUCGAAGCACAAUUCAAAUAUCUUUAAUGAUUUUUUUUAAAUUUUUAUAGGAAAUAUUUUUCAUUCAAUAGCGAAAUUGAUACAAGGGAUGUGAUAAACAGUGGUGGCUCCUCCGUUAGGUCAUUGGCAAUCAAUGUCUAUCUUCGAAAAAUGUAUUUUUGUUUAACUGUAUUUGAAGAUUAUUUCAAAUGGCUAAAAAAUAUGAAAAAUUAUAUAUUUUUUUAAUUAUUGCCAUUAAUAAUUAAAAUUAAUAAUGGUAAACAUAUGAAUAAAAUAUUUAAAAUGAUUUAAAAAAUAUUAAAGUUUCUGGAAUAAAAGUACUGCAAAUGACUGAAAGAUAUGAAUUACCUCCGAAAGUCUGAAAAAUAUAAAAGAUAUUUCAAAUACACAGAAGACGAAAAUCAAUGCCUGUAAUAAAAUUAAGAAAAUACAUCAAAAGAUCUGAAAGAUAUAAACUUAUUCCAAAGAGCUGCAUUAAAAUAGAGUACUUGAACGUCUUUAAAAGAAAGUAUUCUGAGAAAAAAUUAGACAUCUGGAGCCUGGAAAACAUAAACAAUUAUUUGCAAUAUGUGUAAUAAAAAUGAAAAGUAUUUUAAAGAUGUAAUAACGUCUGGAACGUAUAGAAAACGACUUUAAUUGUCUGAAAGCUAUAAAAAAUGUCUGCAUUAAAAAUGUUUGAAUGAUUGAAAAACUAAAUAUUUUGUAAUAAAUGUAAAAAAAAAACAUUGAAUUUGAAAAUGUAAUAUAGUUGGACAUCUGGAAUCACUUUUAAACCUCAAUCAGCUCAUGUUAAGGAAGUUCUUAUCAUUAAUUAAUCAACUAAUACUUUUAAAAAACUUCUAAACACUCGUUGCAUAUAAUACUAAACUGAUAUUGAUGACUUCUUUAUCCUGCCUAUUGAUCGAACCACGAGCCGCCACUGGUAAUAAUUAAAAGAAAAAUUAAGUUUCGCUUAUUUUAGGAUUGUGAGGCGUCUUUAAAACAUAAAACGGAGUUAGUAAACAAGCUAGAGGCUAAGGCACAAAAUUUGACCGAUACAAUUCAGUCUCUCGAAACUAAGUAGGUAUAUUUUUUGUUAUUUUAUCUGGUGAUCGUAAUGUUAAAAAAAUAUAUUAAAAGCCCAACUUGCACAAUAUUUUUUUGUACAUACCUACAUGCGAUUAUUACUAUUUUGCUAUAUCGUCGAUGCUUCUACUAACAUAUAUUUACUAUAAAAGCCAUUAGAUAGUUAAAUGUAUCAUAAGUAUUUCUCAUUAUCCAUUGAACUGUUGGCAAACCUUCACUACGGCAGCUAUUAAUAGUAGAUAAACCAUUAUUUAAUUAAAAUGGUUUAAUUGAUGGUAGUUUUAGGAUUGAACUAUAUUAAAUUAUUAUAUGGAUAUUUUAUAGAUACAUUGUAACAGUGAUUAUAGAUAGUCAUAUAUAUUUUUAACUGCGAUGUAUUUUGGCAAUAUUUACUGUAAUAAUUCAAUAAAUUUUAGGCUUAAUAAAAAUACAAAAUGUAAA